Molecule: messenger RNA, 861 nt
Organism: Penicillium verhagenii
Lineage: Eukaryota; Fungi; Ascomycota; Eurotiomycetes; Eurotiales; Aspergillaceae
Product: formyltetrahydrofolate deformylase
Exons: 1
Coding region: 1-861 (286 amino acids)
Biological process (GO): 'de novo' IMP biosynthetic process
Molecular function (GO): formyltetrahydrofolate deformylase activity
Source: RefSeq, a predicted model, not a curated record
AUGGCACCCAGCUUCAUUCUGACAUUGUCGGGCCCCGAUCGGCCCGGCAUCGUGCACGCCGUGACCGCAUUCCUGGUGCAGCACAACCUGAACAUCGUCGACUCGUCGCAGUUCGGUGACCCCACCUCGAAGCGCUUCUUCAUGCGCAUGCAAUUCGCCCCCGAAGGCACCACCGACAUCCCGGAACUCGAACAGCUGCGCACUGCCUUCAAGCCCACCGCCGAGUCUUUCGCAAUGACCUACGAGAUCCACCCUACCACCCAGAAGCCCCGCGUGUUGAUCAUGGUCUCCAAGAUCGGCCACUGCCUCAACGAUCUCCUCUUCCGCCAGUCCACCGGACAGCUCAGCGUCGAGGUUCCCCUCAUCGUCUCCAACCACCCCGACUUCGCGCCCCUCGCCGCCACCUACAAUAUCCCCUUCCACCACCUUCCCGUCACUGCCGACACCAAGGCGCAGCAGGAGGGCCAGAUUCUCGAGCUCGCCGCGCAGAACAACAUUGAUUUGAUUGUGUUGGCCCGCUACAUGCAGGUUCUGUCGCCGAAGCUGUGCGAGGCCAUGUCCGGUCGCAUCAUCAACAUUCACCACAGCUUCUUGCCCUCUUUCAAGGGUGCCAAGCCCUACCACCAGGCCCAUGACCGUGGUGUCAAGAUUAUUGGUGCCACCGCCCACUUCGUCACCAGUGACCUCGACGAGGGCCCUAUUAUCGAGCAGAACGUUGUCCGUGUUGGCCACGGCAUGAGCCCCAAGGAGCUGACCCACGCUGGCAGCAACGUUGAGAGCAACGUUCUUGCCACUGCUGUCAAGUACUUUGCUGAGCGCCGCGUUCUCCUUAACGGACACAAGACUGUUGUGUUCAACUAA